This is a messenger RNA of Durio zibethinus, 2899 nucleotides long. The record is from RefSeq and is a predicted model, not a curated record. NCBI's taxonomy places the organism in Eukaryota, Viridiplantae, Streptophyta, Magnoliopsida, Malvales, Malvaceae.
CUUUUAUAUAUUCCCGUUAUAUAUCUUUUUGUAAAUCCCCACUUUUUUAAUUAAUAGACUUGAUAGUUGAGGCCGAAGAUCAAAUUAUAGCCAGCUGGGUCGUCUGGUCGGUGAGGCAGUUGCUGUAGGAGGCUGGCUGAGCUCUCUUUCUACUGCUACCCUUCUUUCUCCUUUAAGCAAAUUCCUCGGCCUCCUUUCCCUUCACAAUUCCUUCAUCUUCUCAUACUUCGAUUUCUCUGAUUUUAGCUAUUGGGUUUCUCUUCUUGCUUUGGAUCUGUCUUGGUUCUACUUUGUUUUUGUGAUGGAGAUCUGGUUUAACUUGAAAUUUUCACUAUUCAUCAUCUUCCACGCGCCGCCUUUUCAUCAUUUCGUCCCACCCCAUUUCUCACUCAGCUCACUCUUUCUUUUAAGGAGAACCCCCCGAAAAACACCUUUUAGAGAUCCUUUAAUUCAGUUCUUUAUACCGACUUUUUUUGUCAGUUUUUUUUUUUCUUUUCAUUUUCCAAUCGUUUUGGUUUUAUAUGGUCUUUUUUUUUUUUAUCAUUUUUUAUGAAUAAAGGUUGCAUAUUGAGUGGCAUUAACUAUCUCAUCUCAAUCUUUUACUUGAUGCUCAUUCUUUUGUACUAAGUAUCAUCCAAUCGAGCUUUGCAUUGCUUUCUAAUUGAUUCUUUUUAUUUAUUGGGCAUAGGGCUUAACCCCUAUUUGCUCAUUGUGAUUUCUCCAUUUGACGCAAAAAAUAUUAACUGUUGCGCUUGGUGGAGUUAGAGGGGAAGCUAUGUUGAACUUCAAAUGGAGAGAUGGUGCUUUUUGUAGUAAUUGCUGAACAAUGGAUAUGUGAGAUUCAAUGCAUAUUCGAAAUUCUUCCUCUACUCUAAUGGCCUCAAAAUCUGGUGCCAAAAUUUCUCCUAAACAGCAAUGGAAGACAGGUAUUGUCCAAAAAGCAGAAGCUGAUGAGCCAAAGCCUUUGCUCUCAAAGGUUUCCAAGACAAACAAAUCUGAGCUGGUUACUCCUGAAUGCUUACUCAAAUUGGUAGAAACUGUGCCUAAGCAAGUUGUGGCGGAGGUUUCUAAAAGUAAAAGGUUACCAAUUUUAGAUCAAAAUGGUUCUGUUGAAUCUUUAACUAAUAAGUUUGAAUCAAGCUCAUUUUCAGCAUGUGUUGAGCAAGCAUCAACUGAAGUAGAUUCCUCCAUUAAUGAGACUAGAGAUUCACCUGUAGUUUCUGUUGAUCAAGAAAAGAAAACAUCAGAAUAUGGAAGUGUUAAAAACAGCUCAGUAUCUGCCAAAGUUAGUGAUGGGACCAGUAGUCUUGCAAAGACUAGUGGAAGUGCCAAGAUUAGUGACCGUCUUGAUUAUGUUGAGAGUGGCAAGAGCAGCAUGUGCAGAGGCAGCACAAGCAGUGAUGUGAGUGAUGAAAGCACAUGCAGCAGCUUUAAUAGCAGUAUCAGUAAGCCUCACAAAGUGAAUGACUUGAGAUGGGAAGCUAUCCAGGCUGUCAGGGCUAGAGAUGCGAUUCUAGGUUUAAGCCACUUUAGACUGCUAAAGAGGUUGGGUUGUGGGGACAUUGGGAGUGUCUAUCUGUCAGAGUUGAGUGGAACUAAGUGUUAUUUUGCAAUGAAGGUUAUGGACAAAGCGUCUUUAGCAAGUCGUAAAAAGCUGCUUCGAGCUCAAACAGAAAGAGAGAUCCUGCAAUCCCUUGACCAUCCAUUCCUUCCUACGCUUUACACACACUUUGAGACGGAGAAGUUCUCCUGUUUGGUAAUGGAGUUCUGCCCUGGAGGAGAUUUGCACACCCUUAGGCAGAGGCAGCCAGGGAAACAUUUUCCAGAGCAGGCAGUAAAAUUUUAUGUAGCAGAGGUCUUGCUAGCAUUGGAGUAUCUUCACAUGCUUGGGGUCAUCUAUCGUGACCUUAAGCCAGAAAAUGUUCUUGUUAGGGAAGAUGGUCAUAUAAUGCUCUCUGACUUUGAUCUUUCCCUUCGUUGUGCUGUCAGCCCAACUCUUGUGAAGACUAUCUCUCUUGAAUCAGAGCCAUUAAGGAAGACUGUUUUCUGUGUCCAGCCUGCUUGUAUUGAACCUUCCUUCAUUCAACCAUCUUGCAUUGGUCCAACAACUUGCUUUUCUCCCCGUCUCUUUUCUAGCAAGUCCAAAAAAGACCACAAGCAAAAAAAUGAAAUUGGAAACCAAGUUAGCCCAUUACCUGAGCUAAUAGCAGAGCCAACUGAUGCCCGAUCAAUGUCAUUUGUUGGGACCCAUGAGUACUUGGCACCGGAGAUCAUUAAGGGUGAGGGUCAUGGAAGUGCUGUCGAUUGGUGGACUUUUGGAAUCUUCCUUUAUGAACUCUUGUUUGGUAAAACUCCUUUUAAGGGAUCUGGGAACCGGGCAACGUUGUUCAAUGUUGUAGGACAGCCUCUUCGAUUUCCAGAAUCACCUGUUGUAAGUUUUGCAGCAAGGGAUCUCAUAAGGGGCCUGCUUGUAAAGGAACCACAACAUAGAUUGGCUUAUAAACGAGGAGCGACUGAGAUUAAGCAACAUCCAUUCUUUGAAGGUGUGAAUUGGGCAUUGAUUCGUUGUGCUACCCCUCCUGAGAUUCCAAAGCCGGUUGAGCUUGAACGAAUACCAGUUCCACCGGCAUCAACAAGUGAAAAGGCUGCUGCCAAUGGAAGUGCUAAUGAUCAGAAAGGUUCAGUCAAUUAUCUGGAGUUUGAUUUCUUUUAGCAAUGGUUGCUAUUAAUUACGAUAUGCAAUUUGUUUGUUUUUAGGGGGAAGAAUUAUUCUGAACAUCUCAGGGGUUGGUGGUGAUGAGGAUAGAGUUUUCAUGUUGAUGGAUAAGAGUAGAAAAUGAAUGUGCUGCUAUUUAACAAUUUUAAAUAUAUGUAUUUUCUGAUUAUUUCAUGGACUCCC